UUAUAUCAGUGCCAGUGUAUCUUAUCGAAAAUUCUAGCUAAAACUAAACCUGAAACACAGGCCAGUUUUCGGGUAGCGUGCAGUAAAUUGAUUUUUUUCUAAUCAGAGAGGUUUCAGAUGGCUGUCGAAGUCAGGUUUCAGUUCGUGGUUGAAUUCGUUGAUAUCGUCAGCUUUUAUCUAUCUCUCGUUGAAUUCUUCAACAUGUAUUCACUAAGCCAAUCAUACUCGAUUACUCUUACACUACACUUGUGCUAUAAUGAGCUAAAGCUACAAGAACUAAAUUUGAAUUUCCCUUUGAUAGCUGAUCAGAAGAAUUUCAAUCUCCCGCACCGCAUAUGAGACCUGGCUUGAGUUUGAGGUUCUAGCAUCUCGGACAACUGAUUAGAAAGAAUUCAAUCUCCAGCAAACCGCAUCUGAAAACUGGCCUGAAUUUAGUUUUCAGUAUCGCCAACAGCUGAUUAGAAGAAGUUCAAAUUUCCAUCAGCGCAUUUGUGGAAGAGAGCUGAUGAGUUCUAACUGCAAUUUCUUCAAAGCGUCGAUAGCGUGAGUGAGUAGACGAAGAUUCUUAAGAGACGGACCUUCACGAGUUCAAAACAUGAUGGCGCUGGUUUCAAAAAUGAGACCAUGCAAACUCUGGUGGCGCGGAGCGUCGCGAACUCGAAUUUGAACUGCUUCGAAUCGCCUCAAACUAGAGUUCCUACAGAUGAGGAUGAAUCGGAGUUCGUUGUACUCUAACGCUGCUCUAACGUUCUGAAUCGCGAUCGGAGGUUGGGCUGAAUUCUCAACCAUCAUGUUCAUCCCAAAAGUGCGAUGUUCUAGAUCGUAGAGUGCAAUGGAUUUCCUCGAUCCAUUCGCCCCGCAUGCGAAGCCAUUCUUGAUCGUCGAUCCCACUCGUAACUACUCCGUGCACGCAUUUGGGCACUCGACUGACGCCCGAAAGAUCCAGAAUGUACGGGUAACGGGAAAUGUGCGGUAUAUUUUCUGAUAAUUGAUAUGCCCAGCGCAAGUGGCAACAAUUCGUGAGGGAAUUGAUUCCGAAAAACCUGGCUGGAGACUGCUGUCUGGACGUUGUUGAAACUCUUGCUCGAAACGUAAGACUGCUUGCGCAUGCUACGAUCGAUGCAAAACAUUCUGUACACCAGUCAGCUGGCUUAGUGGUGUGAACACCUGCACCUGAUGCGGCUAGAAGGCAACUGUCUGAACGGCUUCAUGCAACCUUGAGCUCUGGAUUUGCAAGCAUCUUCUUGAUGUGUUCAAGUUGGGAGCUUUCUUGUGACAACAGUACAUGCAUGGCAUACUCAUGACUAUUCCUUACACGCACAGGCAGACGUCAACAGCACAAAAGGUGUGAUGUCAAAGGAAGGGCAGCUCUCCAGAAUUCGGAAGACCAACUCUUCUGAAUCGAAUCAGCACAAUCCAACUGCGAGCAAUUUUCUGCGAGUCCAGAAGAAGCUUUUGGAGAGAUACUGCUGGCCUCAUCUGUCCAUGAAUGAGCUCGAGAAUCUAUUGUGACUUUGGAGUUUUAAACAUCAAUUCCUGUUCAGAACUCAGACUUCUAAGGUCAAGAUAUAGUAGGACCACGACAGCUAUUUUUUUCUUCGAGAGAUUGAAGGGGAUGUUCAUUGAAAACCUGAGCACAACAGCAGAAGAGGAGAUCUGGGUGUGCGAGAGGAGACGAGAAGGGAGAGCAGGGAGAGAAGAGAAGGGAAGGAGAGCAGGGAGAGAAGUGAGCAGAAGAGUAGAGCUGAAUGCUCUGCAAGCACGGCGAACAUGAGGAGGAUGGGUGUUGCAUUCGUCUUGUUGAUGUCUCUACUCGCGUAUCAGAUGUGUUUGGCUGACGCAGACACAACUUUCAUGUCCGGGAUUUGCCACAAGUUGCCCUGCAGAAAUGGAACGGCAUACCAGCACAAUGUGAGGUCAGUCUUGUCCAAACUGAUGGCCAAAGUCCAGUCACGUCCUCUUUUUGAUGUGUGGGAUGAGGCAAGCGAUGCCUACGACAACAGCGAAACUGCAUAUGGAGUUGCAGGCUGUAACACCGUGACUCCGGAGGAAUGCAGGUACUGUCUACAGUACAUCGUGACGAACUUGCAACAAUGGUGUCCGAAGGAUCCUCUGUCAGCUAAAAUUGUAUUGAAAGAUUGCUACCUACACUACGACAGAUACUACAUCACGGUACCAGAAUCACAAAGGCGUGAACAAUGAUGUGUGGCAGUAAUCGACACAGGUCACAAUCCAAGGAUUUGUGUGCUCCAACACCAGUUAGACAGUACACCAGCGCUUGAUAUUAGCUAUGAGCAGGCCUAAGUCUUAACACCGGCUGAAGAGAAUUUGUUGAUUAGUGAAGGUGGAUGGGCAGAUGUUUGGGUAAAUGAAAUCACAUUUUUUGUUUCAGUAGUCAGCUAAUUUGAACAUUAAAAUUAUCUGCGUGUUUGAUUAUACGUCCCACACUCGGGAUCGUGUGAAUUGCAGGUUAGGGCCGCGUUCCUUGUGACAUCUGGUUUAGCCCUGUGAGAGUAGUUAGGGGCUUAGCUUUGAUAGAGUGAUCGAUGAGCCCUUUGCAGGCAUACGUGUUCAUAAAUAUUGCUUCACA
Messenger RNA from Marchantia polymorpha subsp. ruderalis, 2590 nucleotides. The record is from the annotation of a GenBank genome assembly. Lineage: Eukaryota; Viridiplantae; Streptophyta; Marchantiopsida; Marchantiales; Marchantiaceae.